Molecule: messenger RNA, 5110 nt
Organism: Gymnodraco acuticeps
Lineage: Eukaryota; Metazoa; Chordata; Actinopteri; Perciformes; Bathydraconidae
Gene: gpc3
Product: glypican 3
Biological process (GO): cell migration; positive regulation of canonical Wnt signaling pathway; regulation of protein localization to membrane
Cellular component (GO): cell surface; plasma membrane; extracellular region
Source: RefSeq, a predicted model, not a curated record
CAAAAGAAGUCUUUUUCUUUAUUCCAAGCUUUGAUGAACACUUGAAAGAGUCUGUAAGGCACAAAACAGCUGCUGUUUGUUUCUCCCCCAUUGUUGCUGACGUGUUAUGCUCUCCAGGCAUCUUAACAUUAAGCUUCUUUGACAUUGCUGCUUGUCUCGCUGUUUUCGGGUGGAUGACUUCACAAUUUCAAUACUCGAAACAAUUAAAGAAAUUGCACAGUAUCCAUCUGCAAGCCGCCAGAUGUUGUGAACAGCUACACGUGUUUUAGAUUGUACUCAUUUGGGGAAACAUAAAAAGUUGUAUGUGCUUUUUUUCUGGCUUUAUGGACUUUUUAUUAUCAAUCUUCAGAGUAAGAGCUACAUAUAUUGUCAAACUGAACACUAGGUGGCACCAUUUCGACUUUAUUGGCUCUUGAUGUAAAAGACUGUCCACUCAAGAUGAAAAUAAUCACUAUAGGUAUUAAAUUAAAUGUGUGUAAUUAUUAGAAGUAAGUAGAUGCUGUUAAUUGUGUCAUCCCACAUGUUUUCUGUACACGUUCUCCAUGUUUUUGCAAAAAUAAAGGCUUAUUUCCAUACUAUAUCCCACGCUUGUGUCAUUUUUCAUUGUAAUGUAUGCGCAUCUCCUGGCCACAUUACCCGCCUCAGGUACGGUGUCCCAAUUGCAUCCCAUAACACACACUGCUAUUCAUCUAACACGACGACAGCUCGUGCACCGCAUCACUCCCCUCCUAUCUCCACUCCUGCAUCCACACACUGCCAGCUCUCAUCACUACUAUCACACUGGAGAGGAGAUCUAGGGGCAGGUUUACGCUGUGUGACGCGCGCUUUUGGAGAGGGAGCGCGCACUUGUAUUCAUCUGUGCAGCGAGGUGAGAGUCAGUGGCGUCAGUGAAGAGGGACUCAAGUUAUCAGAGCACAUUUCUGAGCGGCGGGACACAAACAAAUCAUGAGGAUCCUGGAGCAGCAGCUUCUUCUCCUCAGUGCAAACCCGGGAUGCUCGUGUAACUUUUAAUGUAUUGAAGUUUCGUGCUUUCUGUCUUAUUUCUAUUCGCGUUUAAGUGCCUGCCAUGGCUGCUCCAUCAGUGCACAGUGCGCUCUUUCUGUGCGCCUUCCUCCAGCUGUUCCCCCUGCCCGGAGGACAGGUGCCGAGCUGCCAGGAGGUGCGCACCGUGUUCCAGUCUCUGCAUCCGAGCUCCAAAUGGGUCCCAGAAACGCCGGUGUCCGGUGCUGAUCUGCAGGUCUGCCAAACCAAAGGCCCGACAUGCUGUUCCAAGAAAAUGGAGGAGCGGUAUCAGGUAGCCGCACGCAGCAACAUGGAGUCCGGUCUGCAGGUUGUCAGCGCUCAACUCAAGCGUAUCAUCAUCCAAAACGCUGCCAUAUUUCAAGAGGCCUUCGACCUGGUGCUGCGACACGGCCGUAACUUCACCCUGGCCAUGCUGAAGUCGGAGUUCCCGGGCCUCGGGAGUGGAGCCCAGAGCUUCGUGGGGCAGCUCUUCCUGGACAUGUCGCUGUACAUCCUGGGCUCAGACUCCUCAGUGGACCACAUGGUGGCUGUGCUCUAUGGGCGCCUCUUCCCCCUGGCUUACCGGCGCCUGCUUGGCGGCACUGUUUCCUCUGCAUCUGAGGAGUGUGUGAGAGGGGCCUGGAAGGAGACCGCAGCAUUUGGCCCCUAUCCAAAACUGAUGAUGACCCGUCUGUCCCGCUCCCUCCUGGCCACUCGGGUCUUCCUGCAGGCGCUGAACCUUGGCAUAGAGGUUGUGAACACCACGGACCACCUGCGUCCCGGGAGGGACUGCAGCCGGGCCCUGCUGAGGCUGUGGUACUGCCCGCACUGCCAGGGCCUGCUGGGGCCGCCAGCCUGCAGGGGCUUCUGUCAGGCCGUGAUGCAGGGCUGCCUGGGGGGAGCGGCUGAGGUGCAGCCCCACUGGAAGAGCUACGUAGACGGGCUGGGGAAGCUGGCUGGCGGAAUGAGGGGAGAGCAGGACAUCGAGGCUGUUGUUCUUAGACUGCCUUCAAUUAUCAAACUGGCUCUCAAACACGCUGUGAACGCCCGCAGCCGCCUCACUACCGCGGUGAGCGGGAUGUGUGGAACCACUCCUCAGCGGACCUCUCGCUCAGUGUCAUCCCCCCCUCCCCAGCUUCCUGCCUCCUCUGCAGCCCGCAACACGCAGCCCUCGUCCCAGGACUCUGAUGAGACUUUGGCAGGCCUCCGCAGGGAGUUCAUAUCUGACUUGAAGGGCUUCAGCUCGUUCUACAGCGGGCUGGGGGAGGCCCUGUGCAGCCGCGAGCCCCCGCCAGCGAACCACUCCCUCUGCUGGAACGGCCAGGAGAUGACAGACAGGUUUUCUGGGCCUGGCUUGAAGAGGUCGCACCCCGGCUCUGAGUCCCGAAGCAACAAACCCCCUGAGCCAAUCAUCAGCCAGAUCAUAGACAAACUCAAACACAUCAACCAGCUGCUGCGGCUGGUGACGGUAUCCGAGAAGCGCUGGAGAGCCCGGUCGCGGGUUAGUGGAGGGGACGGGUGGAACGACGAGGGGGAAGAGGGAUUCGAGAGCGGUGACUGUGACGAUGAAGACGAGUGCACCGGGGUGUCAGGCCUGGGGCCGCCUCCGAGACGCAAGCGGUUACGCAUCUUUGCAGACCUCGCUGAUAAUCUGGCUAUGGAGGACUUCACCUUCCAGGAGCAGCUGCUGACCCCCGGCCUGGCCUCAGCCGGGGUCGGGGGGGCCUCCUCACCUGCGGCUCCGCUUUGGAGGGGCUCCCUGAUCCCCGCCUUCCCCGUGACGCUCCUCCUGCUCCUGCUCCAUCACCACUGACCAGUGCACUCACACCACCUCUUAGGAUUCAAUGCAAACUGUGGAACGGGAACUUUUUUAAAUUCUGGUUCCCAUUGUAAAGUCCAUCAAAGGAAGCAUGAUGCUGCAUUUUUAUUUAUUUAUUUUAACAAUUCAUUCCAAAUGUCCUCAACAAGCCUCAUAAAGCACACCACAUAAACCCAAGGCACUGUGUAAAUAACAAACUCACCCUCGGGUUCACUCCCACUACAGUUAUGACAACUUUUGGUCCCUCUUGUCUCAGCUCCUCAUUCAGAUUCGUCAUAGAGCUGCAAUUGAGGAGCUACUUUGGAGAAGAGACACACAACAGACUUUGAAAAAACACAAGCCCUAAUGGAAUAAGUAGGGAAGAAGAAGAACACUUUGCUACUCUCUUCCAUGCUGGGGGGCUGUGAACUCUUUACUGAGCUUGAACCCUUAUUUAAUGCACUGUACCUUAAGAUGCUCUGUUUCUACUUAAAUCUCAAUGUGUCCUUGUAAUAGCUACAUUAUUUCAGACUGAUUUCCUCACACACUCUCACCUGUCAGUGUUUGCUUUGUUUUGCAACGCUGAUGAUUUUAUACAGUAACAGCACCAUAAUAAAAGUAACUCAACAUAAGAGCUUACAUCUCCCAAUCAGCCUGGUAACUGUACAGAUGUUUGUUUCUCUGUGUUGGUGCCAUGUUUACAACAAUGAUAUGUUCAUUUUAAAUGGUGGCAUAUUUGACAAGAAUGUGUAGUUUGUGGACUGGACUGUGACGCACUGCUGCACAUUUCUAGCUUAUUCUUUAGCAUUGUGGGUAAAGCGAGGAAUAAUGUGAAAUAUAAAUAUGUGUAAAUUAAUUUUGUAAUACUGUCAUUGAGCUCAUACAUUCAAAACAUUUGGAAAUUGUGUUUAAUGAUUUAUUCUUCCAUGUUUUGUUGCAACCAAAAGUCCUUAUCUUGAUUUUGUAUUUGUUUUAUAUGAUGAUGAUGUUGCAAAAAGGCACACAAUAAAAAUGUAAAUGUAUCCUAAACAUUCUCAUAUGACUUGAGUAAGCAGACAUGUGAGUCAUGCUACAUCCUUAGCACAUAGCACAGCUGUAACUACAGUAGGGCUGGACAAAUAAUUGGCAUAUUAUCAAAAACAAAUAUUAAUAACAGAAUCCAAGAAAAAAGGCAAAAUAUGUGUCCAUUCUGAAUGAAGUAUUGUGUGCUCCAGAAAUGUGAAAAUCGCUGCAAAAAAUGAUCAUCCCAUUCAGUAUUUCGAAACAUAUUAAAAUGGCAUUUCCUGUUGAAAUAAAUGCAACUCCAUGGUUGAGGUCAAAUAGUCUGUUUUGCUUAGGAACCUUCCUGUCACUAUCAUAGGUCACUACCAUAGGUCACUACCCGAUCUGCCCCCCUGCCCGAUCUGCACUGCGCAUGUGCGAGAUGGUCCGCCAUAUUGGACAACUCCAUACGGCAACUCUAAUAGGACACUUGACACAGUGGCGUUUGGCAAAGCAGAAAAAGAACACCGAGAGAUGAGUUAUUGUUAUUACAACGUGACUUCACUAAUAUUUAACAACUCUUUUUAUUGGGUUCUUUUAUUUGGGGUUACGUACAUUGUCAGAAUAAGUGAGAAAUGGAUUUAACUUCUGUUCUGCCAUACAUGAUAGCUGUCUAACAGAAGUUAAAUCCAUUUCAUAAAGCAUAAAACGACAGCAUCAGAGCACGGUGCAGAGUCUCUAGAUGAGUUUACAGUAGUCCCUCGUUCUUAUCAAACAUCCAUGUUGUAGUCCGCUGUAUAGAAAACUGUAGUUUCCAUAGUUUCCCCACAGCAGCAGACGCACAUUCAGGAUGUCCGCUGGCGCAUGUGUUACUGAUAACACUAACGACGGCUCUGUUCCAUUCAGGUGCGUCAGAGAGCAUGCAGAGUACCAGGUACACAUGAACUGAAUGCAGCCCUAAUGAACGUGAUUAGUCACACCUGUGUUUGUCACCAGAGACGGCUGCCAUGAACCGACCUGUGAUUACCGUUGGAUCAAAAUGAAUGCCCAGUAAUAUGUUGUUUUUAUUUUUUUCAGUUAAAUGAUGAUGGGGAUUAUUAUACAUUGUAUGGGGAAGUACAAUGUAUAAUAAACUAAACUUGUUUUUGGUUUUGUGUUUUUUUGUUGUGUCUGCAUAAGUUUUUCUUUAUUGAUGUGUCUAGUAAGAGCCGUGUUGGGGCAUGGCGGCUUGGCUUGCAGGCCCAGAAUGUAAUUGAUGUGUGUACUGUUGUGUGUUGAUAUUUGACUUCAAUAGUCUAAACUACUCAUUAAAAUGAAUAUUGAUUGGCA